AUGCCUCUCAAAUUCGGCCUCUGCACCGACGCCGACAUGCCGCGCGCCUUCGAAAUCUUCUCCCUCGCCUUCGGCCACGAGCACGCCUACGGCGACGCCGUUUGGCCGCGACACGACACCCCAGCUGGCCGCGCCGCCGGCGCAGAACGCCUCCUGCUCGCCAAGCAGCACCAGCCGCACGCGCGGUUCUGCAAGGUGGUCGACACGGAGACGGGCGAGAUGAUUGGCUUCGCGAAGUGGGAUGUCUAUGACGGGUUCGUCCCGGAAGUGGUGACGGAAAUGCCGGCGCAGUAUUAUAGGGACGAGGGGGAGAAGAAGUAUGCGGAUUAUAUGUGGUAUGAGUUUACGCGCAGGAGGUGGGAGGCGGUGAGGGAAAGUGGGGGACGGAUUGUUUCUCUGGAUCUUACGUGUGUUGAUCCGAAGCACCACCGCCGUGGUGCUGGGCCGCUGUUCUUACAAUAUGGAGUGGGGAUUGCCGAUGAGCUUGGUGUGGAUGCGGUUGUCGAAGCUACUCGAAUGGGACGGUUUCUCUACGAGAAGUUUGGAUUCGAGAUCCUGGAGGAUGUCACUAUUGAGAAUCCUCCGGAGCAGGCUGGUCAGAAGGAACAGUUCAUUCACUGGAUGAGACGGUAUCAGAAGAAAACUACGCCUUAG
Messenger RNA from Trematosphaeria pertusa, 654 nucleotides. RefSeq lists its product as uncharacterized. The coding region runs from base 1 to 654 and encodes 217 amino acids. The record is from RefSeq and is a predicted model, not a curated record. The transcript is spliced from 3 exons. Lineage: Eukaryota; Fungi; Ascomycota; Dothideomycetes; Pleosporales; Trematosphaeriaceae.